AUGGAUCUUCAGGGCAACCCUAACCCCCCCGGUCUCCGCAGCACCAAGGUCACCAACGACCCUCUUGCCUCCCAGAAGCCUAUUGAGGAGCCCUCAGGCCCUGUGACAAAUGACUCCCUCGCCGCCGAGUCCGUUCGCAAGGGCGGCGGCUUCUCCGAGAACCGAGGCGCCGAGCCCAUGGGUGUCUCGGGCGCCCAGUCCACUCUCAGUAACACCGACACCUCAUCUGCUACUGCUCUCCCCUCUGCCCCUGUUGGCGCUCUCCGGGAGGAUCGCCAGCGGCAGGAGAAGUACCCCGAGGCCCUGGGCGGCCAAGGCGACUUCCCCGGCGCCCACCUCCCCGAGUCUGGGUACACAGGUGGCCCGACAGCUGCCAAGCAGCAGAUGGGCCUGCACGCCGGCGAGUACCCUGCCUCUGCGAAGUUGUCGGGGCAGGCUGCCGCGGGUGGCAGCAGCCAGUACUACGCCGGCCAGGCGCCGUCGUACACCACUGAUAUCACCGACGGCUACCACCACCAGACUCCCAAGGGCAAGAACCUGAGGGAGGGCGGCUUUGAAUCCAAUGACCGCAACAAUGCCAGCUUUAACUCGGAUAUCGGCUCCAAGCAGGACCCUGGUCGUGCCGCCGAGAACAAGUUCCAGCGCUAUGUCGCCGAGAGUGGCCUGGAUGUCGGUGGUCCUCGCCAAAAGAACCUCGACAACCAGACCUGGUACCAACCUUUGGAACGGGACCAGCGCGCUUAA
Molecule: messenger RNA, 744 nt
Organism: Penicillium alfredii
Lineage: Eukaryota; Fungi; Ascomycota; Eurotiomycetes; Eurotiales; Aspergillaceae
Exons: 1
Coding region: 1-744 (247 amino acids)
Source: RefSeq, a predicted model, not a curated record